GCUCCGCGUCCCCGCCGCCGGAGGAGGUGCCCGCACGCUCGCGGCGCGCGCCGGCCCCACACGGUCGGCCUGUGGGCGAUUUCCUCCGGACCCAGGCUCCCGGGCCGAGGAGGAAGAAGAUGCAGACCUUCCUGAAAGGGAAGAGAGUUGGCUACUGGCUGAGCGAGAAGAAAGUCAAGAAGCUCAAUUUCCAGGCCUUCGCAGAGCUGUGCAGGAAGCGAGGGAUAGAGGUCGUGCAGCUGAACCUCAGCCGGCCAAUUGAGGAGCAGGGCCCCCUGGACGUCAUCAUCCACAAGCUGACUGAUGUCAUCCUCGAGGCUGAUCAGAAUGACAGCCAGUCUCUGGAAUUGGUGCACAGAUUCCAAGAGUACAUUGAUGCUCACCCUGAGACCAUCGUCUUGGACCCCCUCCCCGCCAUCAGGACCCUGUUAGACCGCUCCAAGUCCUAUGAACUUAUCCGCAAGAUUGAGGCCUACAUGAAAGAUGACAGGAUCUGUUCACCGCCCUUCAUGGAGCUCACGAGCCUGUGUGGGGACGACACCAUGAGGCUGCUGGAGAAGAACGGCCUGGCCUUCCCCUUCAUUUGCAAAACCAGAGUGGCUCAUGGCACCAACUCUCAUGAGAUGGCCAUUGUGUUCAACCAGGAGGGCCUGAAUGCCAUCCAACCCCCCUGUGUGGUCCAGAACUUCAUCAACCACAAUGCUGUACUAUACAAGGUGUUUGUGGUGGGCGAGUCCUACACAGUGGUCCAGAGGCCCUCACUCAAGAACUUCUCUGCGGGCACGUCAGAUCGUGAGUCCAUCUUCUUCAACAGCCACAACGUGUCAAAGCCGGAGUCUUCAUCGGUGCUCACUGAGCUGGACAAGAUCGAGGGCGUGUUCGAACGGCCAAGUGAUGAGGUCAUCCGGGAACUAUCACGGGCUCUGCGGCAGGCGCUUGGAGUGUCGCUUUUUGGAAUUGACAUCAUCAUUAACAACCAGACCGGGCAGCAUGCUGUCAUUGAUGUCAAUGCCUUCCCAGGCUAUGAGGGUGUGAGCGAGUUCUUUACCGACCUUCUGAACCACAUUGCCACAGUCCUGCAAGGCCAGAGCACAGGCGGAGCGGCCACGGAGGAAGUGGCCCCGCUGAGGCACAACAGGCUCCUGGCGGACCAGGCGGGCAGCCUGGCUGGUGAGCGGACGUGCAGUGCCAGCCCUGGCUGCUGCAGCAGCAUGAAGGGCCAGGACACACCCUGGAAGACUGAGCCCGAAGCAGGCAACCUGGGUGCCGGUGGCGGCUCUGCCAAGCUGCCGCAUCAGAGACUUGGCUGCACCCCCGGUGUGUCCCCCAGCUUCCAGCAGCACUGCGUGGCCUCCCUGGCCACCAAGGCCUCCUCACAGUAGCCACAGAGCCCAGGACCCAGAGGGGCGGCGCAGAGCGUGGAACACACCCACUGGGCCAGCAGCUCCCGACGGGAAACACUACUAAGAAUUCCCGGUGAUCUGA
Molecule: messenger RNA, 1485 nt
Organism: Peromyscus eremicus (cactus mouse)
Lineage: Eukaryota; Metazoa; Chordata; Mammalia; Rodentia; Cricetidae
Gene: Itpk1
Product: inositol-tetrakisphosphate 1-kinase
Exons: 10
Coding region: 120-1382 (420 amino acids)
Biological process (GO): inositol trisphosphate metabolic process
Cellular component (GO): cytoplasm
Molecular function (GO): inositol-1,3,4-trisphosphate 6-kinase activity; magnesium ion binding; ATP binding
Source: RefSeq, a predicted model, not a curated record